Protomyces lactucae-debilis is the source of this 2615-nucleotide messenger RNA. Its product is annotated as putative D-xylulose 5-phosphate/D-fructose 6-phosphate phosphoketolase. The transcript is spliced from 4 exons. The coding region runs from base 18 to 2534 and encodes 838 amino acids. Gene Ontology annotation, biological process: carbohydrate metabolic process. NCBI's taxonomy places the organism in Eukaryota, Fungi, Ascomycota, Taphrinomycetes, Taphrinales, Protomycetaceae. Gene Ontology annotation, molecular function: aldehyde-lyase activity. The record is from RefSeq and is a predicted model, not a curated record.
CUCAUACUUCUUCCAUCAUGGUGGCUGAAGUCAUUGAUCGUCCCAACCCGGGCCCAAAGCCUUCUCAGCUGCCUGACAGUGUCAGCGACCUCGCAGUUAAGCUUCACUACCUGUCGCUCCCUGAUGAAGAUCUCAAGUCUUUGGACAAGUUUCGACGCGCUGCCAAUUAUCUGGCCACUGCUAUGAUUUUCUUGAAGCACAAUGCUCUGCUUGAACGCGAAUUGACUUUUGAUGAUGUGAAGCCCAGGCUUUUGGGACACUCUGGUACUGGCUUUGGUCUGACUUUGAUCUACGCUCAUCUCAACUACCUGCAAAUCAAGACUGACGCCGACAUCAUCUACGUUGUCGGUCCUGGCCACGGUGCACCUGCUAUCCUUGCACCCCUGUGGAUGGAAGGCUCUAUGGGCACAUUCUACCAAAAGUACGCAAAGACGAAACAAGGUGUGAGUAACCUUAUUGCUGCAUUUUCAGCUCCUGGUGGUCUUCCUUCCCACAUCAAUUCUGAAACACCGGGGGCCAUUCAUGAAGGUGGUGAACUUGGCUAUGCUCUUUCAGUUGCAUUUGGAUCCGUGAUGGACAGCCCAGACUUGAUCACUGCUGUCGUUGUUGGAGAUGGCGAAGCAGAGACGGGACCUACUGCUGGUGCUUGGCACGCGUGCAAGUACCUCGAUCCAAAGGAAUCCGGCGCUGUACUACCCAUUCUUCACUGCAAUGGCUUCAAGAUUGCUGAGCGAACCAUCUUUGGUUGUAUGGACAACAAAGAACUGGCUGCACUCUUCUCCGGCUACGGCUACCAGUGUCGCGUAGUGGAGGACUAUGAAAAUAUUGACCUUGAUCUUGCUACAGCUAUGAAGUGGGCUUAUGACGAAAUCAGGAAGAUCCAAAAAGAUGCUAGGAGUGGCAACGCACAGAUGAAGCCUCGAUGGCCCAUGAUUGUUUUGCGCACACCUAAAGGCGCUACAGGUCCCAAGAUGUUGGACGGCGAGUUUAUUGAGGGAUCUUUCCACAGCCACCAAGUGCCCCUGAUGAAGGCCAAGACGGACAAGUCGCAGCUGGCAGAUUUACAAAAGUGGCUCGAAUCUUACAAGCCACGCGAGUUGUUCACUGAAGAUGGUGAUGUGGUUGACGACAUCAAGCGCAUCAUUCCAAAGGAGGACAGCAAGAAGCUUGGACAGCGUACCGAGACUUACAAUGCUCACAAACCACUCAAGGUCGCUGAUUGGCGAUCCUAUGCAGUUGAUCGCGGCACCGCCGUCUCUUCAAUGAAAUCAAUUGGUAGUCUUCUUGACCAGGUCUUGCAAGACAAUCCGACCACCUUACGCCUUUUCUCGCCAGAUGAGCUCACUUCAAACAAGCUCGACAAGGUAUUUGAGCACACCGACCGCAACUUCCAAUGGGACGAGUUCUCCUUCAAUAACGGUGGCCGUGUCAUCGAGAUGCUGUCUGAACACACCUUGCAGGGCUUCCUGCAAGGCUAUACACUGACCGGUCGUACGGGUGUCUUCCCUUCUUAUGAGAGCUUCUUGGGAAUUGUACACACAAUGCUUGUGCAGUAUUCCAAAUUCCAAAAGGUGGCGCGCGAGACGACGUGGCGUGCCGACAUCUCGUCACUCAACUAUAUCGAGACAUCCACCUGGACACGACAGGAGCACAAUGGUUUUAGCCACCAGAAUCCUUCAUUCAUCGGUGCUGUUCUCAAUCUGAAGCCUAAUGCCGCUCGCGUGUACUUGCCUCCUGACGCCAAUACGUUCUUGUCUACGUUGGCACACUGCCUGCGUAGCAAAAAUUAUGUCAAUCUUAUGGUUGGUUCGAAGCACGAAGGGCCUGUUUGGCUCUCGACUGAAGAUGCAGACAAGCAUUGUCAAGCCGGUGCAUCAAUCUUCAAAUUUGCUUCCACGGACGAAGGCCUCGAACCUGAUGUGGUGCUUGUUGGUAUCGGCAGCGAGCUGACCUUUGAAGUUAUCUCCGCCGCAAGCAUCCUGCGACGCAUCUGCCCAGCACUGCGUGUCCGUGUCGUCAACGUCACUGAUUUGAUGAUUCUCGGCCGCAAUGGUCACCCCCACAGCCUGUCGCAAGAGGACUUUGCAUCGCUCUUUACGAAGGACAAGCCAGUUUACUGGAACUACCACGGCUAUUCACAAGAGAUUCAAGGCUUAUUGUUUGGCAGGCCCAAUGCAGACCGCUUCACCGUCGGGUCGUACAUGGAAGAAAGCACGACGACGACGGCUCUCCAUGUGUUGAUGCUGAACUGUGUAUCUCGCUUCCAUGUGAUGCAACAUGCCAUUGUCGGUGGAGGAAAAUCCAAUCCAAAGGUCGCAUUGGAACAAACUCUGUUGCUUGGACAAAUCAGGCACUGGAUGUCCAAGACGGAGAAGUACAUUUAUGAACAUGGAGAAGACCCAGAGAGUGCAUUUGAUGUGCCUACUUUCGAGGGAUCUGAGAACUUUUCGUCCAAAGCACUCAACUCGCUGAAGGCAGACGAGAAGCAGGAGAAGAAGACCAAGGGUGGACAGGAUGGCUUCUUUGUCAAUUGAUUGAUGCAAAUGAUGAAUAUGACGCAUAUUUAGACGUAUAGAUAACCAGAUAGCUUAACAGUAUUGAUUUCUUGCUUGACA